Prunus armeniaca (apricot) is the source of this 342-nucleotide messenger RNA. NCBI's taxonomy places the organism in Eukaryota, Viridiplantae, Streptophyta, Magnoliopsida, Rosales, Rosaceae. The record is from the annotation of a GenBank genome assembly.
AUGAGCCAAGUACCACUGUUAUCGAAAACCCCUGCCAGGCGAGGUACUACUUCUAUACCUUUUGGUAUCCAACACUGCCGUCAGCUCGGUGUUGAUAAGGAAGCCGGAGAAGGCGGAGCUACCGAUCUUUUAUGUCAGCAAGGCGCUCCAGAGCGCAGAGCUUCGAUACCCACCCUUAGAGCAGCUAGCACUGGCUCUGGUCGUCUCGGCACGAAGACUUCGCCCCUACUUCCAGGCUCACGAAAUCACGGUUUUGACGAACCAGCCCCUUCGACAGGUGCUCCAAAAGCCGGAAACAUCUGGCCGAUUGGUCAAAUGGGCAAUCGAGUUGGGAGAGUUUGA